Messenger RNA from Vanrija pseudolonga, 724 nucleotides. RefSeq names its product NADH-ubiquinone oxidoreductase 21 subunit (gene 20H10.080). Bases 87 to 680 code for a protein of 197 amino acids. The transcript is spliced from 5 exons. The record is from RefSeq and is a predicted model, not a curated record. NCBI's taxonomy places the organism in Eukaryota, Fungi, Basidiomycota, Tremellomycetes, Trichosporonales, Trichosporonaceae.
GGACGCUGCUCGCUGCUCGCUGGUGCCAUCUGCAUCUCGCAUAACGUCGUCGUCGCGAGCUCAACCACACCACUCACACCCACACCAUGCGCGGCGCCUCGAUCCUCCGUAACGCCGCCCAGGCCGCCACCCAGGCCGCCGCCAAGCCCAAGCCCAUGUCGGCGGACCACACGCUGUACCACUUGCAGCCUACUGGCUUCUGGAAGAAGUUCCGCGACGUUCUUGUCGUCAACCCCGAGAUCUCGUCCGGUCUUCCCCUGCAGGACAAGCACCGCAUGCCUCCUCCUGCGUCGCGCACCGAGCGCUACGCUACCCCCGCGACGGCGGCGUCGGACGUUGCCUUCAACCAGUACUACGACCGCGACACCCGCCGCGCAUACCCCCAAACCUCGGUCGUGACGCAGACCGAGCUCUCCGAGCUGCUCCUCGCCUCGCCCACCCUUGCCGCCGUCGAGGCCCCCAAGACGGAGGUCGCGACCGAGGCGGCACCCCUGACGGCCGUGCUCGCCAAGCUGCCCGAGGGCACGGCGUUCGUCGCCGCCGGCAUCCAGACUGGCUCGGCCACCGGCCUCCCGCCCACCCCCCCAAGCCUCAAGGACAACGGCAAGUGGGAGCCCAAGGCCGGCGCCUACAUCCCCCGCGCGCCGUACCAGUACUUCCCUAUGGUGGGAUACGUUUAGAAGAAAGCUGGCAGGCGGCUGGCAUUAUGCAUUGGAUCACGCAG